Molecule: messenger RNA, 2690 nt
Organism: Eubalaena glacialis (North Atlantic right whale)
Lineage: Eukaryota; Metazoa; Chordata; Mammalia; Artiodactyla; Balaenidae
Gene: S1PR2
Product: sphingosine-1-phosphate receptor 2
Exons: 2
Coding region: 259-1317 (352 amino acids)
Biological process (GO): sphingosine-1-phosphate receptor signaling pathway
Cellular component (GO): membrane
Molecular function (GO): sphingosine-1-phosphate receptor activity
Source: RefSeq, a predicted model, not a curated record
UUCAUUGCUGCUGCCGCCGCCGGAAAGGAGGCGGAGAUAGGGCGGGGCAAGUGGGGGCCGAGGCGGCGCCUCUCCCGGUCCCCCUCCGUCCCCGGUCCCCAGCCCCGGGACGCAGAGGAGCCCGGCGGGCAGUCCCAGCCCUAGCCGCGGCCGUCCCGGGGACGCAGACGCCAAAGCCCCUCCGGCCAGGGCAAGGACCCCGGUCGGCCUAGCCAGCUCUGACAGCCCCAUGGCCCCAGCUGGCUACUAAGCCCCACCAUGGGCAACGUGUACUCAGAGUACCUAAGCUCCAGCAAGGUCAAGGAACACUAUAAUUACACCAAGGAGAAUCUGGACACGAAGGAGACGCCCUCCCGCCAGGUGGCCUCAGCCCUCAUCGUCAUCCUCUGUUGCGCCAUCGUGGUGGAAAACCUGCUGGUGCUCAUCGCGGUUGCCCGCAACAGCAAGUUCCACUCGGCCAUGUACCUGUUCCUGGGCAAUCUGGCUGCCUCAGACCUGCUGGCGGGCGUGGCCUUCAUAGCCAAUACUUUGCUCUCGGGCUCUGUCACACUGGGGCUGACACCCGUGCAGUGGUUCGCCCGUGAGGGCUCUGCCUUCAUCACGCUCUCCGCCUCUGUCUUCAGCCUCCUGGCCAUCGCCAUCGAGCGGCACGUGGCCAUCGCCAAGGUCAAGCUCUACGGCAGCGACAAGAGCUGUCGCAUGCUGCUGCUUAUCGCGGCCUCGUGGCUCAUCUCGCUGGUUCUCGGCGGCCUGCCCAUCCUUGGCUGGAACUGCCUGGGCCACCUGGAGACCUGCUCCACUGUCCUGCCGCUCUACGCCAAGCCCUACGUCCUCUGCGUGGUGACCAUCUUCUCGGUCAUCUUAUCAGCCAUCGUAGCCCUGUACAUCCGCAUCUACUGUGUGGUCCGCUCCAGCCAGGCCGAUGUGGCUGGCCCGCAGACACUGGCCCUGCUCAAGACGGUCACCAUCGUGCUGGGCGUCUUCAUCUUCUGCUGGCUGCCCGCCUUUAGCAUCCUCCUCCUGGACUAUGCCUGUCCUGUCCGGGCCUGCCCUGUCCUCUACCAGGCCCAUUACUUCUUUGCCUUUGCCACCCUCAACUCACUGCUCAACCCUGUCAUCUACACAUGGCGCAGCCGGGACCUGAGGCGGGAGGUAUUACGGCCGCUGCAGUGCUGGCGGCGGGCAGCAGGGGUGCAAGGGGGGCGGGACGGGACCCCGGGCCACCGCCUCCUGCCUCUCCGCAGCUCCAGCUCCCUGGAGAGGGGCACACACAUGCCCACAUCGCCCACGUUUCUGGAGGGCAACACAAUGGUCUGAGGGGCAAGUGGGCUGACAACCAGGCCACCGCAGCAGAGGGCUCCAUGGAGAGGCACUGGGUACCCUGGGACAGAGACAUGGGGCUGCCAAGCAAGAUGCCCCCAUUCCACAGACCUGGGUGAUGCUGAAGAUAUUUCACACCUGGGAUGGCUGACUGAGGCACUGACCAGUUGGAUGGCACAGCUGCAGCCGGGUCCUGGAGGCCAGCGAGGUGGCUGGAGUGACCUCUUCGGAACUGGAUCGUGGGGAGGGCCGGGCGGGGGGCAGACCUGGAUAGAGCCCAGGUGACAGCAGGCAGGUGCUCGAGAGGAGCACAGCACAGGGGCAGUCUGACCCUCCGCCCUGUGCCUGACUCCCCUCUCUGAAUUUAGCCCCCUUGCCACCUUCUCUUGGCCACCUCAGAGGCCACUUCCCUAGAACCACUGUCCUGAAGGGCUGGAGACCUCCUCCCUGACCGUUCUGGGCGGCCCUGGCUAACAGUUGCCGGGCUCAAAUCCACAGCUUCCCCAAAUUUCACCAGCUGCCACUUUGGCAACUUCUUCCCUUUCUUCUGACUCUGUGAGUGAGAUGCCAGGAAACCACGUGGCAGUGGGGAACUAACCCCCAUUCUCAGACCUCAUUGGCCGAUUGCACUAUUUGGGGCACAGAGGAAUCACCCAGGGCUGGAAAAACCGGUCUGGGGGCCUGAAGAGGGCUCUGGGCCUCCCAGUGGGGCAGGGUGGAAUUGGAGAAAGUUCUAGGGGAGCUGUUGGUACAGGGCCCCAGACCCCCAAAAAACAACCACCCCCAAACUCUCUCACCUCCAGACCCAGCCGAGGUACCAGAUCUCAUAAGGCAGGGCAGCCUUGAGCCCGCUGUGCCUCCUUUCAGGUUGUAUUGAACGGAGCAUGGGGGUAGGGGUGCCGAGGACAAUUGUGGGAUGCCCUCCUAUUGCCCGCUUCAGAAGGACUUUGCUAAAUUCUGUGGACAGAUGGAAGGGACAUUGCGGUACAAACGUAUAUUUAUGUGUGUCUGUGUGUGUCUGUGUGUGUCUGUGUGUGUGAUGUCUGUGAUCCCCUCUGCUCACCCUGUUUCCCCAGAAUGGAUGCUAUUUUGUCUCCUCACGUCUGUGUUGAAGCUGCCAAAGAGGGGUCUGGUCCCUGCACACACUCCUUUGUAAUUCCUUGCUUAUAUCCCCACUUGAGAGCUGGGGUGCAGCUCACCUGGAAAAGGAAACUUCACGCCUCAAAGUGAUUUCUCAUGACUGCAAAGGCUGGGAGAGGGGAUCUUUGUGGGGGCAAGGAGCCAGUUGGGGGCUUGUCUCCCCUCAUACAGCUCCCCGGAUGCCCCUCAUGCCUGAGACCCAGGCCCAGGCCAAUAAACGGUUCAAUGUC